GUGUUAUUCCUUGGAAACUACAGCUCCCAGACUUCUCCUGGAUUACCGUCACCUGUGUGCGCGCUGGCCGCGCCCAGGAAUAAUAUUGGUGCCGUCGACUCGGGGACUACUUCGUGCCGGAUUCUCCACCCGAGGUCCGGGCUCCGGGCCUCUGGCGCCUCCCGGAGUCCGGGACCUCACGCCGGACACAAAGUCAGAACCGGGACCCGCAACCACCACCGCUCACCACGGCCAUCUCCAACUGACUCGUGAGUUUACCCCCGCGGGCUUCUCCUUCCUUGGUACGCCUGGGGACGGCCGGCCAGCUUCCCCUGGCAAAUCCGAAUUGGAGUUGUCCCUCCCCCCCCUCCCUUCUCCUGGUCUUCUGCCCCUGGCGGAUUUGGUUCCGACGCCACUGAGAGUUUGGUGCUCUCAGCCGUUCUCUCCAGGGUUUGGUGCCCUGGCCUUUUUUUUCCUUCUGUCUUCCUUCCUCUCUUUCACAUCUUGGGCCCGCUAACGGACCCUUCCAGCUGUACGAUCAGCCCCAAAUCGGCGCUCAGCCCCAAAUCGGCGUAACUGUCUCCUUCCGGCCAGGUUUGAUUCCCGUCGGUUGCCGCCACUUACUGGCUCCUCCCGGCCAGGUUUCUUCCCUGUCGGUUGUCGGAUUCGGGACAGUUAGUCUGCCACCCGCGGCCUUCUGAUUUCUUGGGACGCCAGUAAUCGGAACUGCCGUUUUCUUGGCACCUCUGUGUGCCUCUGGCUGUUGGCACCAUUAUUCCGUCAUGGGUUCAAAGCCAUCCAAGACAAUUCCUCCUGGUUCACCUCUGGGUCAACUCCUGGAGUCUCUAAAACCCCACGCCCUCAUUCCGUCCAUUAAAAUGGAUAAACUCGUCCGUCUUUGCUCCAAGACGUGGCCCCGUCAUAAAUUGGAGGGCAAUCUCCGCUGGCCUCUUCAGGGCUUAUUUGACCCCGAUGUCUUACGUGAGUUAGCUAAUUUUUGUCAUCGCUCAACAAAAUGGAAAGAGUUAAUGUAUAUUAUGGGAUUUUUUUACAUGGCUCUAAAGACUGAUCCGUCUACAGUUUCUCACUGCUCACCCGCUCACAUGUUCCUGGCACUGUCCUCACAAGAUCCUCCUUCCCAACAGGUACUCUCUUCUCUGGCUACCGCCAUGGACCCGGCGGACGAGCCUCCUCCCCCCAGGCCUCGUGGGACCGCCCCUUCCCGCCCCCCUCGGCCGCACGACAUCUUACCCGCCCCUCUUCCUUCUACAGAUCCUAAGUCUUCACCCCGCGCACCCCGUUCUAACAUUUCCAGGUCCUCAUCUCGUUCCCCGCCGAUGCGCAGACAUUUUAACAUUUCUGCCUGCAGGUCCCCCUCUCGUUCCCCUUCUCCGCACAGACAUUUUCCCAGGUCCAGGUCUCUUUCCCCGAGGAGCUUCCGCUGCUUCCGCUCUCGCCGCCGUACUGGUUCUUUGUCCAGUUCCAACCCACCCUCACCUCACUCUUCCCGCAGGCGCAACUGUACCCACGAACGGCUAACAGUUUCUUUCGGCCACAGACAGCAGGAAGGACUUUCAGACUCAUCCCAGUCUCCUUCCCCCCCUGCUGGUCCCUCCUCCUCGCGGCGCAAACCGCCCUCAGGCACUAAAUCCACCCGCAGUCUGGCUCCGACCUUCACCCCGCCCCUCACUCGUUCGCAGAGGGGACUGACCCAGGUCAAAUUAAGCCAGCUACAGUUCUGCCCUUGAGGGAGGUGGCCAGCACGGAAGGUCUAAUAAAGGUUCAUGUACCAUUUGCCUUA
Molecule: messenger RNA, 1780 nt
Organism: Alexandromys fortis (reed vole)
Lineage: Eukaryota; Metazoa; Chordata; Mammalia; Rodentia; Cricetidae
Product: serine/arginine repetitive matrix protein 1-like
Exons: 2
Coding region: 762-1727 (321 amino acids)
Source: RefSeq, a predicted model, not a curated record